Messenger RNA from Theobroma cacao (cacao), 2240 nucleotides. RefSeq names its product basic helix-loop-helix (bHLH) DNA-binding superfamily protein. NCBI's taxonomy places the organism in Eukaryota, Viridiplantae, Streptophyta, Magnoliopsida, Malvales, Malvaceae. Gene Ontology annotation, biological process: regulation of DNA-templated transcription. The record is from RefSeq and is a predicted model, not a curated record. Gene Ontology annotation, molecular function: DNA-binding transcription factor activity; protein dimerization activity.
UUUUGUUGGAGGAUUUAUUGGGGCAAUUUCUUCCAUUUUAUUUCUCUUGAUAUACAGGACAAACUUCAGUUGCCAAGACUGACGUUAGCAAGGGUUGUUUUGUUCAUGAUCACAGUUUUCAUGAUCAAGAAUUAAAGAGGACGGUUAGUGCCAGUACCAGAUUGUACAGAAAGUGAUAUUAAGCUGAGGUUUGAGCCAACUUUGUCUCUGCUAAAAGACUUACAGCCAAAAUUCCUCACUUGGCUUCUUUUGGCAAGCUAACCUGAGUGGCAGUUGCAUCUGGAUUUGAGAAAAAUUUCAUCCAUGGAUGGCUUGGGAUGGGAUGACUCAGAAGUUGUAGCAAACUCAUUGCCUGUGUGGAAUAGUCAGCGAAAUGAUAUAGAAGACAGUUUCUUAAUGUCCAACUCAAAUUCCUCCAUGUAUUGUGGCAAGAUGAAUCUGCCAGAAGAUAUCUUCAAUCCAAUUCAGGAACUCCAGAAAGCGGAGCCAUCCCGUGUAAAUUCAGAUUCAGAUAUAGUAAGGGAAAUGGUUCAACAACAAGUUUCUGAACUAGAUUCAGUAAACGUUGCCUCAAACUUUAAUAUGUUGCAGCGUCAAGGAGUAAGGUUAGCCGCGGAUACAAGCCUCCUGAAAUCUGCCAAUUGGGGAGAUGCUUUAUCACAAGAGUUGUGCUCUUCUGCUUGGAUGAAAAGAGCUUAUGGUUUGAGCACAUCAAAUGCUUCGAUUUCUGAUAUUGGCAUGGCGGUUCAAUCGCAAGUCAUGAAGGGUUUACAAAAUGGAAAGGCUGGGGCUACAACUACCGGUUCUCUUGAGGCCUUUGAUUGCUUGCUCUCAGCAACUAAUAGCAACACUGAUACAUCAGUUGAAGAUGAUGGAAUUUCCAUGAUUUUCUCUGACUGUAAAAACUUAUGGAAUUUUGCUGCUAGCAGUGCAGUUUCAUCAGGAGAGUCUGAAAACAAUGGCUCAAAUACUGGAAGCAAAGAUUUCAACUGUCCAGUAAAUGAACUUGAUGAAACAUUGUCCCAGAGUUCUUCGGAUCGGUACUUCAAAAAUGGCAAACUAUCACAAACAAGGCCUAGUUCUUCAAAGAGAGGCAGUGAUCAAAGUGAGUUUAAAGUUAGUCUAAAUUGUGGUUACUUUAAUCUUCUUCAGACUGACUCUUCUGCCACAGAAGGAGGUUUUAGGCUCAUUCCUGAGAACCCACCAAAAGCAAAGAAAGCCAGAACAGAAAAGCGCCCCAGCUCAUCGAACAUCAAUUUUCAACAGCCAAGUUCAUCAGUAUCUUCUUCCAUUGAGGAACCUGAUCCAGAAGCCAUUGCACAAAUGAAAGAGAUGAUUUAUCGAGCUGCGGCCUUUAGGCCUGUGAGCUUAGGCUUGGAAGUAGUGGAGAAGCCAAAGAGGAAGAAUGUGAGAAUAUCAACUGAUCCUCAAACUGUUGCUGCAAGGCAAAGGAGGGAGAGGAUAAGUGAGAGAAUUAGGGUUCUGCAGAGGCUGGUUCCUGGUGGGAGCAAGAUGGAUACAGCAUCAAUGCUUGAUGAGGCUGCAAACUACCUUAAGUUCCUCAGGUCCCAAGUCAAGGCACUAGAAAACCUAGGCCACAAGCUUGAUCCAGUGAAUUGUCCUCCUACCAAUCAUGCUUUCUCUUCUUUACCAUUCAACCACUCUCUUCCCAUGCAAACACAUUUUCCACUCCUAAACCCUAAUCAUAUCCAACACCCACAGAGUUGAAAAAACUAUUCCAAAACCUAUAAAAGAAAUCCUAACCACAUGUUUCCUCAGUCACACUCAUCAUCGUUUCAUAAUUCAUCAUUAAUGAUUAACAUGCAAAAACCUUUUCGCAGCCUCAUAGCAAGUAGUAGUACUAUAUAGAAAGCUAAUCCAAGUCCCUUGAUCAUCAUUUUCGUCAUUGCAUCUACUGUAAUCAAGAUUUAAAAAGUCUUGGUAAUGAUAGCUUUCCUGAUUAUCACCAUCAUCGUAUCCACCACCCAAGAGCAGAAAAGGAGUGUUAUGAUCAGUUCUAUUUCCACCAUCGUGUUUGCUGCUACCACUUUCAAAACUAAGAUAAUUGGAGUGGAACAGCCAAAAAGAAGGGUGGAAAUAGCAUAGUUCUUGUCCACCUUUUCAUAUGAAAAGGCUUAGCAAUUAUAGCACCUAUGAUUAAGAUCAAGGGCUAGAAAGUGAUAAUCACUUUACUCUUGUUUAAUGUAUUCUGUGAACUUAAAAGCUUUCUUUUUCUUGGA